AUGAGCAAGGGACCCCUCAUCGAAGCAGUCUUCAAGCAGCACUCGCUGGCCAACAAGACCGGCAAGACCAUCUCCAAGGCGGCGAUCGGCCGUAUUGUGGAUUCAGUCUUCGAGCAGGUCGGCAAGCAGAUCGUGGGCAAGGGUUACUUCAGAUACCCUGGCUUCGGUUCCUUCCUCAUCAAGGAUCGCUCGGCGAGGACAAUGUACAAGGCCCUCCCCAGGACAAAGGGCCAGACGAUGGAUAGGUCAGAGGCGAACAAGAUCACAGUGCCCGCGCGCGGCGUCGUUGGCUUCAAGCCUGCGCCUCCGCUCAAGGAGUCCGUGAAGGACCUUAAGAGGGUGAAGCGAGCCAAGGCGUCCAAGAAGGAGCAGGAGAUCGUGUAA
Molecule: messenger RNA, 384 nt
Organism: Acanthamoeba castellanii str. Neff
Lineage: Eukaryota; Discosea; Longamoebia; Acanthamoebidae
Product: DNAbinding protein HU superfamily protein
Exons: 2
Coding region: 1-384 (127 amino acids)
Molecular function (GO): DNA binding; structural constituent of chromatin
Source: RefSeq, a predicted model, not a curated record